Messenger RNA from Glycine soja, 792 nucleotides. RefSeq lists its product as uncharacterized. The record is from RefSeq and is a predicted model, not a curated record. NCBI's taxonomy places the organism in Eukaryota, Viridiplantae, Streptophyta, Magnoliopsida, Fabales, Fabaceae. Bases 80 to 370 code for a protein of 96 amino acids. The transcript has 2 exons.
CUAUAUUACCUUUUUGGAGACAAAUUUGUUUAGCGUUUUUUUGAAAUUUUUUCUCAAGAGGGAUUUUAACAGAAAAGCAAUGGCAAGUGCUUUGGGUAGCAGAGUUGAAUCUGUUCGAAACUCUCCCUUGGUAAGAUUUUCGAUCAACUUUAUCAGAUCCUUUGGCUCUUCUUCUUCUUCAUCUGCCGUUUCUUCUGCUCAGAACCCUAAGAAAUCAAAGCGAAGAAAGAAGAACUUAUUGGAUGUGGCUGAGUUCUUAUCUAACUGGGGAAUCGGCUACCACAUGGCCAAGACUCACUGGAACGAAGUUUCUGACGAAAUCACUAAAAUCAAUCUUUACAAGGAUGGAAGACAUGGGGAUUGCUUUUAAAAAUGGUUAUAUAGUUUCAUAAGUUGUAUUAGAAUUGUUUUUGACUUUUGGUCAUUCUGUUUUUUCAAUUUUUAUGUACAGUAGAUUCUGGUUGUUGAAGGCACUGGUAAUCAUGCUGCACUGCUAUUCUUCAAUGAUAGUGUAGGCUACGCUAAGAAUGCCUUUAUGAAUUCUUACAUUGGCCAUAUAGGAUAAUCAAUCUAUUAUAAACACUUAACAAAUUGGAUGGUAAGUGCAGAUUUUUUCCAUAAUCAAUAAACAUUUAGGUUAGUGAAAAGUGUAGGGAGCUUCUAGUUGAGGUGUUUGAGUUUCAUCUGAUUGGGCAAGCUUCAUUUCCUUUUCGAGUUGCAAAUUAAAACAGGUGUGCUUCUGUCAAUUACGAUAUACAUUAUACAAUGACAUAGAAAGUAGAAUACUUAAUU